GUAGCUGACGUAAUCAAGAAGUUUGUUGACGGCUUGUGCAAGCAAGAAAACCAGAGCUGCCCAAGGUUGAUCUGAAUAUAUAGAGCUCGUUGACAACAUUGAUAGUUCUGUAACCCUUUAAAGUAAUAUUUAAAGACGGUUGUAAGUAACAUACAGGGAAUCAAAAUUCAAACAGUUUACUUUUUAGUAAAAUGGUGGACCGUACUGUGAGUAUUAUCGAUUUGUUAUUGCAGUAAAAUAUUAUCCGUAAGUUACAUACAUUGUACAUAUAGUAACACAUAUCUAUAGUGGGUAAGCCCUAGAGUGUCGUACGUGUUAUUCAGUGUAGGCCCAAGCAUAUGUUAAGUGACCUAGUGUAAUGUGAGCAUGCACAGAUUUGUAAUGUUUCAACACUGACCGGAACGGGUUGUAGUUUUUUUUUACCACUGUCCUGUUUUUUCAUGAGCUUCAACCUGGACAGGUUGGGACUACAUGGUUUUUUUUAAUAGUUUUUUUUUUUAACAAUUGCUUUUUUAAAAAGAAUUUGCCAGAACAUCCAGCAGGCUACAUCUGAUAAGCAUGUAUAUUUAUAACACAAUAAAACGAAAUAUAAGUAAUCCCACUUUGCAUCAGGAUAAAGUAAACCCCGUAAAAGAAAUGUUUAAAAAAUAAUAUAAUCCUCCCGUUUUACUAAAUCAACGUAAUCAGUCAUCUCUUUAUGUCGGCACACCCAAGGCAAAAAACGGAUUUUAAAUGUUAUAUGUGUCUUGGUUUUAAAUGUCGAGUUUUGUAUGUCCUGUUAUAAUGUAUUAUUUUAAUGUCCUAUUUUAAAUUUGAAAAUUUUAAAAUUCAUUUCAAAAAAAAAUUUUGAGUAUUGGUUCCUUAUUUGAUACUCUAUGUCAAUGACUUCAACCAAAUGGUAGCCAACAAGUCGGUUAACUCAUGCUUACAUGUCUGAUACUCUGUGUCAAUGACUUCAACUAAAUGGUAGCCAACCAGUGGAUUAACUCAUCCUUACAUGUCUGAUACUCUGUGUCAAUGACUUCAACUAAAUGGUAGCCAACCAGUGGAUUAACUCAUCCUUACAUGUCUGAUACUCUGUGUCAAUGACUUCAACUAAAUGGUAGCCAACCAGUGGAUUAACUCAUCCUUACAUGUCUGAUACUCUGUGUCAAUGACUUCAACUAAAUGGUAGCCAACCAUUGGAUAAACUCAUGCUUACAUGACAGAUACUCUGUGUCAAUGACCUCAACUAAAUGGUAGCCAACCAGGGGAUUAACUCAUGCUUACAUGUCUGAUACUCUGUGUCAAUGACUUCAACAAAAUGGUAGCCAACCAGUCGGAUAACUCAUGCUUCCAUGCUUGAUAUUCUAUGUCAAUGAUUUCCACUGAAUGGCUUUGCUUCCUCUCCGGGGGAGGCGUUGCGUUACCUCAACCCACCGUUCGGUGAGUGGUUCGGUCUGGACUGCGUCGGGACGAAACGGUCGCCUAGGAUCGGCUUUCUCAGGGCCGCAUGUUUUUAAUCCUCAGCAAGGGUUUGUUGUUGUUUUUUUAAAGAACCCAAGCCUCAUAUCCAUUAUCGGCGACACGUCAUCAUGUUAGCGCGUAACUUCCAUUGCGUAGGAAGUCAUGUGUUUGACUGGGAUUUUUUAGCUUCAGAAGGAAAAAUUCCCCACUACAAGUCGGUCACGCCACGAAGAGGCAAAAUCCCAUGCAACACCACUCGAGCAAGUGGUGCUGAGCAGCGACCUCACAGAGCUCGGUCUUUGCCCGACCGUGAGCACUCUACUAAUUCAUCCGAAUGUUCUCAUAGUCUAUUUGCCAUAGGAGUAGAUUCUAUUCCUUCUUUGAGUGCUUUCCACGGAUUCUUGAACUGGACAAUUUAAAAGUGAUUUAUUUCUUUACAUUUAACUUAGCUAAAACAAUUUCCCAGAAUCAUUUUUGUGGCCUUUUGCAGUAGAAUAUAUCUUUGAAACAUGUCUGUUUAGCCUUGUUGCCUACGAGUGAAUUCAUACCGCGUACACUAUUUAUAUAUUUCAGCCAAAGGCACGGCCGGUGGGUCAAGGUCAAGGUCAAGGUCACACCAUGUUCACCAGAGCGCGACGUUUUCUGCAGAUUUCAAGGAAGCAUCCAGCGGUAAAUAAAUUAUUUAUUCAUGCAGUGGCGGAUUGUGGAAACAGGUCAAUAGGGGUUACCAAAGACACAACAGGGCUUAGUUUUAAAAAAAAAAGAAAAUAUAUGCAAUAUUUGUUGUUAGUCAUCUUUGAUUUCAUAGUGGUGAGUUUUGACAGUUGUUGGUGUUAUCCUUACCUCAUUUCACAAAGCUUUUAUCAUUCAGCCUUUAGCUCACGAAGUAGUUGGCACCCAAGAUUUCAAUCCUAAAAGUCUUUGACAUCCAUACCUCUAAUCACAAAGUUGUUGUCAUCUAUACCCCUGUUUACAAGGUUCUUGAAUCCAUACUUCAAUUCACAAGGUUGUUGAAAUCCAUACCUCAAUCCACAAGUAGGUUGACAUUCAUACUUAAAAUCAAAAUGUUUUCGAUAUCCAUACAUUCAAAAGGUUGUCGACAUCCUUACUUCAGUUCAAGAAGGUGUUGGCAUCUCUUCAAAAAUGUUUCUCUGUCGCUCACUUGAACUUCUGUAGUAAAACUCUUCCUACGAUAAUAAAGACGAAGGUUACUUUAGCCUCAUACCAACUUCCUUUAAAGUGACGUGUAUUUGCAUUUUGAGAGCUCUUGAACUAUCAAUGAGUCUUUAUUUUCCCAUGGUGCACCUCAAAUGGUUAUCUGGAUUCGCCUCCGCCAGCCAAACACUUGGCUUACCAUGUCGUAUUAUCACUAUGUAACACUUACCUUAAUAUUUAUUAAAUUUUACUAUUUGCAUAUCAUCUUACCAAUCAGAUCACUUCCUAACCAUCGUUAACACCUUACAUCACAACUACCUUAUCAUCACAACCACAAUGCCAUCCUCACCGCCUUAUUAUUCUUUCAUUAUCAUACCAUCAUCACCAUCACCACUAUAGUACCACCUCACAAGCUUCUCUUCCUUCCCAGUCUGUCUACCUUACCAUCAUCACCACCUUCCCCAUCAUCACGAUUUAACCAUUUUCACCACCUAGAGAAGACAGUCCCAUCACGAUCAUUAAUUAUCCUGCAGACACAUUAUCAUUUUCAAAGGGAAAUAAAUGCUUGAAAUUGUUUUUAUCUGUCUCUUUGAUAGGUGAUCCCCUUGGUGUCCAUCGUUUCCCUCGCCGUGGGUUUCGGCGUGCUGUACAUUGGCUACUCCCUGGCAACAAAAAACGACCUCAGGUAGAUUCCCCAUACAAAUAUGGUACAAUUUCUUCGUAUUUUAUUGGAUUAAAAUGAAUUAUAAAAAUGCUACACCGCCAAUACAGCUGCCAGGAAAACUAUUUCUCUUCAACAAAUCAGGGUACUUUGGUCUUUUAAUACAUAAAUCUAAAACUAAUUCGUAUUUUAACGUCAACUUCAAGUCAACGAAAACCCCCAGGAGUUUUAAACGACUAACUAGAGCAGUGGUUCUUAACCUGGGUUCGAUCGAACCCCAGGGGUUCGGUGAGUCAGUCUCAGGGGUUCGGCGGAGGUCCAAAAAAAAUCAGAAAAAAAAUAUAUUAUUUUAUUUUUCCUGUUAAGAAGGGUUCGGUGAAUGCGCAUAUGAAAUUGUUUGGGUUCGGUACCUCCAAAAAGUUUAAGAACCACUGAACUAGAGCAUGUUGGUAAAUAAUCAGAUAAAUGUUACGACGUAUUAUGAACUAUCCAAUGCUUCAUAAAUAUGUUCAAUUCUAGACUUAGGGUAAGGUUUGUUUAAGCUAAAUAAAUGCAGUAGUUUAGUAAAACUUAAAUGCGACGGACAUAGUGAAGCAAUACAUAAUUUUAAAUUAUAUAAUGAAAAUAAAUUUUUAAUAUCUUUCAUAGAAAUAUAAUAUAAUUUGACGAAGUCGCUAUUCGUAUCAUAAGUGAGAGGUUGGGAUUAAAAAUCUACUUAAAAUUGUAUUGUUGGGUUUGUAAGACAAAAUGAGGUAUUACAUGAAAGAUAAUCGAAUGGGCUAUAUCUUUGUAGACUUAAUUCUUCAGUUGAACUAAAAUAAACUACCACAAAUGACAUCCGAAUAGCACCGAGUCAAAAUGGACACAGACGCGCAGCGCCGCCAUUCGCACCCGGGUACCAUUAGACUCAAGCGAUCUCAAAGGUGGGAUUGUUUAUAUUGAUGUUGUCAUCAGCGUGGGUCUUUUAUGAUGAAGUCACGAAUUUUCUUCUUCGCUUCAGUUACAUCAAGUCCAGCGUUGGCCGGGGCAUUUUCAACUUCUCCGUAUGAUAUAACUAAUGCGACUAUCAUAAGACUAUUCUAUUCCAUUGUUUGUUUUCAGGCGAGGAAUAAAGCAACAGAUUGACUUAACGGCAAUCGACUCCGCGGCAUGCAGCAAGGUAGGUGAUAACAGUGCACCGUAUUACAUACUCGUGAACUAUAUUACACACUUGUGAUCGAUAUGACACAUUAGUGCACCAUAUUCCAGACUCGUGACCAUAUUACAGACUGGUGAUCAUAUUGCAGAAUUUUGCACUAUAUUGCAGACUUGUGCACCAAAUUACAGACUCGUGACCAUCUUCCAAACUCGUGCACCAUAUUUAAGACUCAUGUACCUUAUUACAGACUAGUGCAUCAUCUUACGUAAUUGUGCACCAUAUUGCAGACUCGUCCACCAUAUUAUAGACUCGAGACCAUUUUCAAGACUCGUGCACCGUAUCAUAGACUUGUGACCACAUUCGAGAAAUGUGCAUCAUAUUAUAGACUCGAGCACAAUUUUACAGAUUCUUGCACCAUAUUACAGACUCGUGGCCAUUUUACAGACUCGUGCUCCUAACCAUAAAACAGACUCGUGACCAUAUAAAAGAAAUGUGCACAAUAGUGCAGACUCGUUCACCAUAUUACAGGCUCGUGACAAUAUUCCAGAAUUAGUGCACCAUUUAACAGAAUUGUGCACCAUAUUACAGACUCCUGCACCAUAUUACAGACUAUUGCACAUUAUUAAAGUCUCGUGCAUCAUAUUGAUAAAUUGUACAUCAUAUUGCAGACUUGUGCAGCUUAUUACAGACUCGUGCAUCAUAUAACCGAUUCGUGCACGAUAUGACAGACUCAAGCACUAUAUUACAGACUAGCGAGCAUAUUACAGACUUGUGCACCAUAUUGCACACUAUCCACAAUAUAACAUACUCGCAACCAUAUUACAGACAUAUGCACACUAUGACAGUUCCGUGAAACAUGUUACAGACUCGAGCACCAUAUGACAGAUUACAGACUCGUGGCCAUAUUACAGACUCGUGACCAUAUUACACACCCAUGACCAUAUUAAAGAAUUGUAACCAUAUUUCAGACUCGUUAAAAUUUUACAGACUGCUGCAGCAUAUUACAGACUCGUAAUCAUAAUACCGAUUCUUGCAUCAUGUUAGAGACACGUACAACAUAUUACAUACUCGUGCACCAUAUGACAGAAUCGUGACCAUUUAACAGACUCGUACACCAUAUUACGCACUCGUGCAUCAUUCUACAGACUCGUGCACCAUAUGAACGACUCUUGAACAUUCUUACAGAUUAGUGCAUCAUAUAACAUAAUAGGGACCAUAUUAUCGACUCAUGCACUCUAUUACAGACUCGCGACCGUAUAACAGACUCGUAACCAUAUUACAAAUGCAUUACCAUUUUAUAGACUCGUGACCACAGUACAGAAUCGUGACCAUAUUACAGGCUCGUGCACAAUAUGACAGACUGAUGCACCAUAUUAUAUAAUCUUGCACAAUAUUAAAUAUUCAUGCAGCAUAGAAGAGAAUCGUGCAGCAUAUUACAGACUCGUGCUGAAAAUGACAGACUCGUGACUAUAUUACAGACUCGUGAUAAUAUUACAGAUAUGUGACUAUAAUACCGAAUCGUUACCAUAUUACAGAUCCGUGCAUCAGGUUAAAGACGCAUGCACCACAUUAAUGACUCUUGAAAACAUUUCAGACUCAUCAACCAUAUUACACACUCGUGCACCAUUUUCAACAGUCUUGACCAUAUUGCACACUCGUGACCACGUUCCAGAAAAGUGAUCAAAUUCCAGACUUGUGUACUAUGUUAAUGGCCCGUUAUCAUCUGACCGACUGGUGACCAUAUCACAGUCCCCUGACUGUAUCACAAGAUUUUGACCAUAUUACAGACUCGUUAAAAUAGUACAGGCUAGUGAUCAUAUUCUAGACUUAUUACAAUAAUAAAAACUCGUGGCCAUAUUCUAGACUCGUGCACAUUAAUUAUUAAAGUCUCGUGCCUCAUUUUACAGAAUUUUUAACCAUAUUGCAGUCGCAUGCACCAUAUAACAGAAUCCUGAUACUUUCCAGAAUACUCUACUCCAGGCACGUGACCGUAUUACAGAUUCUUGACCACGUUACAGACAUGUGGCCAUAUUAAAAACUCGUGUGCAAUAUUACAGAAACGUGCACCAUGUGACAGACUACUUACCAUAUAACAUACUCGUUAACAUAUUACAGCAUAUUAGAGACUCUUGCCCCAUAUGACAGUCUCGUGACCAUAUUAAAGCCUCACGACGAUAUUACAGACUCAUGCACCAUAGUACAGCCUCACAACGAUAUUACAGACUCAUGCACCAUAGUACAGCCUCACGACGAUAUUACAGACUCAUGGACCAUAGUACAGCCUCACGACGAUAUUACAGACUCAUGUACCAUAGUACAGCCUCAAGACGAUAUUACAGACUCAUGCACCAUAGUACAGCCUCACGACGAUAUUACAGACUCAUGGCCCAUAGUACAGCCUCACGACGAUAUUACAGACUCAUGCACCAUAGUAAAGCCUCACGACGAUAUUACAGACUCAUGCACCAUAGUACAGCCUCACGACGAUAUUACAGACUCAUGCACCAUAGUACAGCCUCACGACCAUAUUACAGACUCAUGCACCAUAGUACAGCCUCGCGACGAUAUUACAGACUCAUGCACCAUAGUACAGCCUCACGACGAUAUUACAGACUCAUGCACCAUAGUACAGCCUCACGACGAUAUUACAGACUCAUGCACCAUAGUACAGCCUCACGACGAUAUUACAGACUCAUGCACCAUAGUACAGCCUCACGACGAUAUUACAGACUCAUGCACCAUAGUACAGCCUCACGACGAUAUUACAGACUCAUGCACCAUAGUACAGCCUCACGACCAUAUUACAGACUCAUGCACCAUAGUACAGCCUCACGACGAUAUUACAGACUCAUGCACCAUAGUACAGCCUCACGACCAUAUUACAGACUACUGCACCAUAGUACAGCCUCACGACGAUAUUACAGACUCAUGCACCAUAGUACAGCCUCACGACCAUAUUACAGACUCAUGCACCAUAGUGCAGCCUCGCGACUAUAUUACAGACUCGUGCAUGAUAUUACGGACCCGCCACUAUGUUUUAGACCUGUGCAAAAUAUGACCGACUCAUGGACCAUGUUAAAGUGUCGUGACCAUGUUAAAGUGUCGUGACCAUGUUAAAGUCUCGUGACCAUGUUAAAGUCUCGUGACCAUGUUAAAGUCUCGUGACCAUGUUAAAGUCUCGUGACCAUGCUAAAGUCUUGUGACCAUGUUAUUUGCUCGUGACCAUGUUAAAGUCUCGUGACCAUGUUAAAGUCUCGUGAUGUUAAUGGCUCGUGACCAUGUUAAUGGCUCGUGACCAUGUUAAAGUCUCGUGACUAUGUUAAUGGCUCGUUACCAUGUUAAUGGCUCUUGACCAUGUUAAUGGCUCUUGACCAUGUUAAUGGCUCGUGAUGAUGCUAAUGGCUCGUGACCAUGUUAAAGGCUCGUGACCAUGUUAAUGGCUCGUGACCAUGUUAAAGUCUCGUGACCUUGUUAAAGUAUCGUGACCAUGUUAAUGGCUCGUGACCAUGUUAAAGUCUCGUGACCAAGUUAAGGGCUCAUGGCCAUUUUAAAGGCUCUUGACCAUAUUACAGAAUUGUGCACCAUAUCUCAGACUUGCGACCAUUUUACAGACUCGUUCACAAUAUGACAGAUUCGGGCACCAUAUUACAGACUUGUGCAGCAUAUUACCGACUUGUGACCAAAUUAUAUACUUGUGUACCAUAUUACAGACUGGGAUUUAUAUUACAGACUCGUGAUUGCAUUUUUGACUCGUGCACCAUAUUACAGACUCGUUACUGUACUACAGACUCGUGUACAAUACAUAAAGUCGUACGGACCAUAAUACAGACUCGUGCACCAUUUCCAAGACUCGUGACCACAAAACAAACUUACGCACCAUAUUACAGACCCGUCACCAUAUUCCAGACUCAUGACUAUCUUACAGAAUCUAGACCAUUUUAGAUGUUCGUGGACCAUAUAGCAGACGCAUGGACCAUAUUACAGACUCGUGCACCAUAUUAGAGGCUCUUGCACCAUAUUAGAGACUCGUGAUCAAAUUACUGAUUCGUUUCCAUAUUACAGAAUUGUGACAAUAUUACAGACUCGUUACCAUAUUAUAGAAGUAUGACCAUAUUGAAGGCUCGUGCACCAUAUUAGAGGCUCUUGCAUCAUAUUACAAUAUCUUGCACCAUAUUAAAGACUCGUGACCAUAUUCCAGACUCGUGACCAUAUUCCAGACUCGUGACCAUAUUCCAGACACGUGACCAUAUUCCAGACUCGUGACCAUAUUCCAGACUCGUGCACCAUAUUCCAGACUCGGGCAGUUUAUAUUUGACAUUAUUUAAUCAUAUUUUCGUAUUAGAGGCAUAUAUGUUCUUUUAUGUUUAAGAACUAGAAAUAACCCGUAAAUCAAUGUGCAACGGCAGUCUAUCAACUUCCCAUCAAUUAAGUUACUGACGAAAAAUGCAACAAAGGAACACACCUUUUUAAUAAGACUUCAAAAUCAUCACUAACUGCUGGUAGUUUUUCUAGAGCUACAGCCAUACACAGAUUCCUAGAGAAUUAUUAUUUGUAAUUUAGUUCUGCCCAUUGUAUAACUAAUUUAAUUUCUUACUCAAAGACUAAAGAUAUGUUGACGUGAUAGAUUGAAUCCAGUGUAUAUUUAACACUUGACCACCCCACGACUCCUUUCACUAACCACUUCUUUUUUUGUCUUUACAUGGAUUCUCAAACUUUAGAUCUACAACCCGAGCCCGAAAAAGGAAAGUCCCGAUCUGGAGGAGCUGAGGGAGAAGCUGUACCGAUCCUAAACAGCGGGCUGGGCCUCUUGGACAGCAGUUGGGCCUCGUGACCAGCUGAUGUAGUUUGAGGAUAUCCCCAAUCUUCCCUGAAGGCCGGAUCUCGACAAGAGAGCUGAUUUUCUUUUUUUUUAUUUAUUUUCAAAUUUUGUUAAAAAGUUCAAGUAGCUAAAUGUCUUUUUUAAUUAUUUUUUUCUAAUCUAAAUCACGGUUUCCUUUAAAAGUAUUGAAAAUAAUGAUCUAUAAACAAUCUUCUAAUGAAAGGCUAGUUUAAAUAUGUUAAACUCAUGGCCUUUGAUCAAUGGACCUCAAUAAACGUGCCCAACCAUUUUUUAUAUGAUUUAAAAUAAGCCUAUGUUUAUAUUUGAUUUGAUUGGUACAAUGAUUUUGUUUAAAUUUGUAAUAAAAUUAUAAUUACUACUUA
Messenger RNA from Lymnaea stagnalis (great pond snail), 9602 nucleotides. Lineage: Eukaryota; Metazoa; Mollusca; Gastropoda; Lymnaeidae. The record is from the annotation of a GenBank genome assembly.